AUGGUCCAGAAACCUGCUCGUCGUUCGCAACCAAAAAUCCAAGAUGCAGGAGCCAAUGGCGAUGUUUCAGGGGAGACAGAGGAAAAUUCCAAGCUUCAGCUCUUCACACCUAGAUCCAACUUUUACUCUCGAACUUUACCUCCGCUCGGUGUUCGAGCUUGCAAUUUGAAUGGAGCAAACGAGAUUAAUUUUGAGAUAGAUGAGCAUGUUUUAGUUCGGAAUUUUCAAGAGCACGCCCUGCGUUGGACGGAGUGGAUACAUGGCACAGUGGUUGCAAUUGACGUAGUACGAGGAUAUAUUGGGAGUUUUGCAAAAAGAUACAUAGUACAAUCGAUGUGCACCAAUGGACUCGCCAUUUCUGCACACCUGCCCUUUCUCUACGAAAUAUGGCCCGCCUGCUGCUCUGCUCCUUCUCCUUUAUUAGCAUCUCCUGAAGUAUACUUCAAACAACGAGAACGUUUGAACUACGUAUUCGCCUUAUUAGAACGAACAGUACAUGAGGAAUCCUUGAUGCGGGUAUGGAUUCCUGCGAGAAUUCUGAAAUGGGAACGCGAUGAAGUCUCAAACAAGAUUGAAGUGCAAUGUUUAGCUGGUUCGGACUUGGAGCGCGAAUUCUUCGUAGAUCAGAUACUUCCUUACACACACGAGACCUUGUCUGCUUGUCGAAGUCAAGGUGAUCUCGUGAUAGAACCAGAAGAAUUUCAAUCGCAUAUUCUAAACCAUGCAGCUUGA
Messenger RNA from Lentinula edodes (shiitake mushroom), 732 nucleotides. RefSeq lists its product as uncharacterized. The transcript has 5 exons. Bases 1 to 732 code for a protein of 243 amino acids. Lineage: Eukaryota; Fungi; Basidiomycota; Agaricomycetes; Agaricales; Omphalotaceae. The record is from RefSeq and is a predicted model, not a curated record.